Paramecium sonneborni is the source of this 849-nucleotide messenger RNA. NCBI's taxonomy places the organism in Eukaryota, Ciliophora, Oligohymenophorea, Peniculida, Parameciidae. The record is from the annotation of a GenBank genome assembly.
CACUAAUUUGAGAGAUGAAAUGAAGAGAAAUGUAAGAUUUGGAAUUUUAUGUAAUUUAAGACCAGCUACUUGGUUUUGGAUUACAGAUAUAAAAAAUACUUAAAUGGUAAAGCAUUCAUCAAAUAUUUAUCAAAAAUUGAAAUCAUAUGAAUCUUAAUAUGAUCAAUAAAUAUUUAAAUGUAUUAAAGAGCUGGAUAAAAAAGUAUUUAUAAAUUAUAUAUUUUGAAGUACAAUGAUUUAGUUUUUGACAUCUUAAGAGCUUAUGCUAAUUAUGAUGUUGAAAUUGGAUUUAUUAAAGGGAUUGAUAAAAUAGUUGAAUAUUUAGUAUAAUAAUUGGAUCCUGAAUAAUAUAUUAAUUUAGAUUACUCAUAUAAUUAAUUUAAUAGAAUGAGUGAUUAUUAUGAAUAAAUGGUUUUUUGGAUGACUAUUCACAUUCUAUUUAAUUUAAAUUAUCGAAGAAUACUAAAAUAAAAUAUAAGUUUUAUAGAAACUUAAAAAUUUCAAAAUGCUCUAAUGCCUUCAAUAAAAUAUUUUAUUGAAUAACACUAAGUGAAAAUAAGUGAUUUAAUUGAGGUUCCUCUUUUAUUUUACUUUUGGUAAUAAAUAAAAAAAGAAGACUUUAUUAAAUUAUUUGAUGUAUUUCUUUUUGAAGGAGAAUGUAAGAUAAUAAUAAAUAUAAUAGCAAUUCUAUAACAAACUCUAUUAAAAUUUUUAAAAAUAUCAGAAGAUUUAAUUUGUUAAUUUUAAACAUAAGCAGAUUUAAAGAUCUUUAUAAAUUAAACAUUAAUUGCAUAUGGUAUUUCAAAAAUAGAAAAGAGUAAUUAAAAAUUAAUGAAUUUUCUAUUAUGA